This is a messenger RNA of Silurus meridionalis, 3878 nucleotides long. It is a transcript of the gene klhl18, whose product is annotated as kelch-like family member 18. The coding region runs from base 476 to 2206 and encodes 576 amino acids. Gene Ontology annotation, molecular function: protein binding. Lineage: Eukaryota; Metazoa; Chordata; Actinopteri; Siluriformes; Siluridae. The record is from RefSeq and is a predicted model, not a curated record. The transcript has 10 exons.
AGGAUCUUUGGACGGGAAAAAAAAGCCUGAGAUGAUUGUUGAAGCAUCCGAAAAGCAUUUCUUUGGUUUUGUCACAUAUGGGUGUUAUUCAGAUUCGCACUGAAAAAAAAGGAAAAGCUUUGGUGCUGCUCUGGUUGUGAUUAAUCCCAUUAUUUACUAAUAUAAUCCAAUAAUCCGUGCUGGUGAAAGACACCUUCUAGAUGGAAGUGAAUUUAAUCCCUGCAGCCCAAAGUGAAUGCAUUCAGUGAUCUAGAUGGACUCGAGGGAAGACGUGAGAGACAAUCACAUGCUAUUAUGGGUCAUCUUUUGCGUCUGGUCAGUCAUUGAAAGCGUCUAGGAGGUGUGUGUGUGUGGAUUUGUUUUUCCUCUGUACGCCGCCAUAUUGCUCUAACCGACCGGCAGACUACGGCGUCCCGCACGGGGUCACACAGCACCAGGGUUCGCGUUGCUCAAAUGUGAGUUUUCCCUUCCUUCAAUGACGAUGGGUGACAUGAUAUCCGAAGAACUGGAAGAUUUGAUGCAUUUUUCCGUCCACGAUUUGCCAACUCGUGGUUAUUCGGUCAUGGAGGAGAUCCGGAGACAGGGGAAACUCUGCGAUGUCACCCUCAAGGUGGGAGAGCACAAGUUUAGUGCCCACAGGAUCGUUCUGGCUGCUUCCAUUCCCUACUUCCACGCCAUGUUCACUAACGACAUGGUCGAGUGCAAACAGGAUGAAAUAGUCAUGCAAGGCAUGGAUCCCAGUGCUCUCGAGGCGCUGAUCAAUUUCGCGUACAACGGACACAUAGCCAUAGACCAGCAGAACGUCCAGGCGCUCCUGAUCGGCGCCAGCUUCCUACAGCUGCAGAACGUUAAAGACGCCUGCUGCUCGUUCCUUCAGGAGAGGUUGCAUCCGAAGAACUGCCUGGGUGUGCGCCAGUUCGCCGAGACCAUGAUGUGCACGACGCUGUAUGACGCCGCCAACAGCUUCGUGCAUCAGCACUUCGUGGAGGUUUCGGUGUCCGAGGAGUUUCUUAGCCUGCGGCCCGACGAGGUGCUUGAGCUGGUGGGCUGCGACGAGCUCAAUGUCAAGGCUGAGGAACAGGUGUUCGAUGCCGUCCUUGCAUGGGUGAGACAUCAGAGAGAAGACCGCGAGCCCUGCCUGCCUGAGCUGCUUUCCAAAACCCGGCUGCCCCUGUGCCGACCCCAGUUCCUGGCCGAUCGAGUCCAACAGGACGAGCUGGUGCGCUGCUGCCAUAAAUGCAGGGAUCUGGUGGAUGAGGCAAAGGAUUAUCAUCUAAUGCCAGAGCGGCGGCCGCACCUGCCUGCGUAUAAAACACGGCAACGCUGCUGCACGUCCAUCGCCGGGUUAAUCUACGCGGUCGGAGGACUCAACAGUGCAGGUGACUCAUUAAACGUUGUGGAAGUGUUCGAUCCGAUCGGCAACUGUUGGGAACGCUGUCAGCAAAUGAGCACGGCCCGGAGCCGAGUGGGCGUGGCCGUGGUUAACGGGUUACUGUACGCCAUCGGAGGCUACGACGGGCAGUCGCGGCUCAGCACGGUCGAAGUCUACAAUCCGGAAACAGACACGUGGAGUAAAGUGGCUAGCAUGAACAGUCAGCGCAGUGCAAUGGGAACAGUGGUAGUCGACGGACACAUAUACGUCUGCGGUGGCUAUGACGGCAAGUCCUCACUCAAUUCAGUAGAAUGCUAUUCUCCAGAAACAGACAGAUGGACAAUAGUUACAGAGAUGAGCGCGAGCCGCAGUGCCGCAGGCGUGACGUUAUUCGAAGGGAGGAUUUAUGUUUCGGGGGGCCACGACGGCCUGCAGAUUUUCAACACGGUGGAGCAUUACAACCAGCACACGGCGCAGUGGCACCCCCUGUCCCCCAUGCUGAACAAGAGGUGCAGGCACGGCGCGGCGGCUUUGGGCAGUCACCUGUACGUGGUAGGCGGCUACGACGGCUCUGGUUUCCUGAGCAGUGCCGAGGUUUACAGCUCUUCGGCUGAGCAGUGGAGCCAUCUGGUGGCUAUGAACACACGGCGCAGCCGAGUCUCUCUGGUGGCCAACUGCGGCCAUCUGUACGCCGUCGGAGGCUACGACGGCCAGUCCAACCUCAGCUCGGUGGAGAUGUACGACCCAGAGACCAACCGCUGGGCGUUUAUGGCUCCCAUGGUGUGCCACGAAGGCGGCGUCGGGGUCGGCUGUAUACCCCUGCAACCGGCUUAGAGCAUAACUCCACGUUGGUGUUUUAUUUGUUUUCGGAGAGAACUUCUAUAAUGCACUCGUGCAACUUUAAUGUCCCGAUGUACGUUUGCAUUGGAAGCAAUGCGAUGUCACGAAAAAAAGAAAAAAAACAAACCCUCCAUGCACUGUACACACGGUUCGGCUUCCACAGGGAUAAAAAUGCCGAAAUGGUUUUAUUCCAACACGGUUUUAGGGAUCUUUCAUACAGCGUUGUCAAACUGUGUGGUCCGGUUCUGCCGAAAGAGAACGGCAAGCUUGAACAAGAGCGAGUGAGAGUGUUUACGAGGGGGAGAAAAAAAAACCUGAAAAAGAAAGAAAAAUUACGUCCCGGCUGUAAAAACGGGUCGAUCGGCACUUUGCGUAUUAGUGUAUACGGUGUUGUACAAAGGUUAGGAUGCAGACCACUCAGUUGCGCGUGUUGUACUCGUGUGUGUGCUCGGUUUAGGGAAACGUGCGGCGAGAAAGGGGUACAAUCACCUCGGUAUAGAAGACGCGCACGGCGGUACAAGUAAACCACUGGCGAGCAAGUGUAUUUGCUUAACGUUAUUUGGGAGACAUUAUUUAUCGAGAUAGCAGAAGCUCCUUUUUCAUUUUUGUGCGAUUUUAUAGCUGUAAGUGUUUGAUUUGGGAUAUCGUUCGCGCCGAACGCAGCAUCAGCGGACCAACGGAACCUCGAUGUAACUGUGCAAAACAUCCACCAGACGUGCCAUAUUCCAUACAGCCAUCAUGCUGGACUUUAACCAACUUCUUACCACUUCUGAGCUCUUCAGGGUUUUAAAUCUGAAGAGGGCCUUUGCUGAAGGCAGAGGGGAACCGGAAAACGAUGACCUGUUUUCCCUCCUGAAUAGCAGCUCUUACAUUCCUUCACUUUUCCGGACAGAAACCGGUGCAUUUAAUACCAAAAAAAAAAAGAAAAAAAAGAAGUGAUGCCGUGACAUGACCAGCAUCGUCAGUGUCUGUAGAAUAACGUUUCUGGGUCGCUAACUAUGAGCGUGUCCUCCAACCCCCAACAACCCCUGCUUUGUGUAAUCACUAGUAACAACCCCUAAUAUGGGAUUACUAACUGUGAAUUUAGAGUUUAGGAUGUCCAUUUUUUUCCUUUCCUCCUUUUCUUUGAUCGCUCCUUUGCUGAUUGAUGUUGAAUCGAAUAUAAUCUAGAUUAAUGUAUUGUAAUGUUCAGUCAUGGUGCAGUAUUUUAUACUACUUUCAAUUUUUUUUAAUUAUUAUUAUUGAUUUAACUUCCGGACCACAUUUUUUUUUAGUUGCAUAUUUUUUUUUGUGCAUAUUUUUUUAUGACAUUGCACAUAUUUAAUCUAUCUUAACAUUUGAGAUUUAUAGAUAUUCUAUAAUGUUCUAUAUGAAAUGAUAAGCGGGGAAUCAUAGCAUGUUGUCUAGUGAAGCUCUAGUCUUUCCGUCUGUCUGAUAAUCUUUAGCUACCUCUGUUUGGGAUGGGAGUGUUUGAGCUCGUGUGGUCUGAGAUGGAGACGCCAUCUGCUCUCCUGAUGCGUUGUUCCAACUGAAGGAUCUCCAAACCAGUGACUGAAGUCAUGUGUGUGUGUGUGUGUGAGAGUAUGUGUGUGGGGGUGGGUGUUCGUCUAUGUGUGGGUGUGUGUGAGGGGUUCUUUUUCACUUUUGGACAUCAUUUUGUAAAUGU